CAAAACCAACAUUUUAUAUACUUUUAAUCUUUUAAAGAACUAGAUUCUGUUUCUGUUGCUAUGUUGGUUCCUUAGAGGCGACAAAAAAUCUAAAUCUUGGGUGCUGAACACAGGUCAUUGACCUUGCCGUUUUGCGUCAGUCCGUACCAAGAUGGCAGCGCCCAUGAUGAGAUGUAUGCUGUACACAAGGCUCUGUCCCUGUGGCUAUAGGGACCCUGCGAUGUUCUCCUCUCUGGUGUAUCAAGUCCGACACAACUCCAACAGGACCUCCAUUGCCAGACUGAACCGUACAAGGUACAUGAGAACGUACAACGCACGUGUGGUGCACGCAGACGGAUCCACAAUCACUGUACCCUACAAGGAACCAAUAGGAGUAAUAAAGAUGCCCCUGGACAUCGACAGUUUGUCGGACCAAGAAAGGCGACUGCGGAUGGCCAAGCGGAUGCCAAAACAGGUGCGGCAGGUGGAAGAGGAAUAUGAGGAUGACUUUGACGCUAAGAGAUACAGCCACUUGUUCAAGAAAAAGUGAUGCUGGAACUCGAUGGACAAUGUUUCUGACACUAUUUCAGAAGACUGAAGGACUUUUGUAUGUAGUGCUUGUUGGCGAUGAACCAGCCACACUGGGACUUAAGGACUUGUGCAUGUAGUUCUUGUUGGCAAUGCAAAAAGUGGCCACACUGAGUGUACGAUCUUUCCAAAGACUGUUCCUUCCAAGUCAUAUUGACAAUGUGUACCAGCUAUCAGUUCAAGUGGUAACGAUAAAUUUCUGGAGGUUAGACAUGUACAAUCUCUACAACUGGAUAAAAAGCAGAGAUUUACUUCUGUACUUUUCGAGUGACACCCAUCAAUCUUCUUCAGCGUCAUGCAAAACAUCUGGAAGUAAAUCUCUGGUUUUUAUCUAGUUGUAGAGAUUGAAUUGCUUUCAGAAAGUGCUGAAAUGCACAUUUUGCCAACAGCUUUAUUGUGUAGCAGAUACUAACUUUGUUUGCCUUGUUGUUUUAAUUACUUAAAGGAAAUCUAUGAUAAUAAGUCACCAAUAUCCUAUGACUGACAUGGUUCUCUUGUGAAUUAGAUACACUACUAUGACACUUUAAGCUGUGUAUAGAUUUCUAGGUAUGUUUCCAAAUAAAUCAUUAAAAGAA
Molecule: messenger RNA, 1142 nt
Organism: Branchiostoma floridae (Florida lancelet)
Lineage: Eukaryota; Metazoa; Chordata; Leptocardii; Amphioxiformes; Branchiostomatidae
Product: 39S ribosomal protein L55, mitochondrial-like
Exons: 3
Coding region: 152-529 (125 amino acids)
Biological process (GO): translation
Cellular component (GO): mitochondrial large ribosomal subunit
Molecular function (GO): structural constituent of ribosome
Source: RefSeq, a predicted model, not a curated record